CUAGCGGGCGACUAACCUCCACCGGAGUAAACAGAUUGAGGCCUUAACAAACAAAACCUCCACUACCGAAGUAAAUCCGGUACAGAAUAGUGAGUUGGCUCCUCGACUAAAGUCACCAACUCCCUACCUUCAAUCAAGGAUGCUCUAUCAACCUAGGCAGAUAUUCUCAUUCUAGGUUAAAGCAGAAACAACAGGAAUUUGAUCAGGAUUCAUGCCAUUCAAUCAAUCAAACCUCAAUUGAAUAUAAUCAAAUCAUAGAAUCAGUACUUGGGUUCAUACAAUCAAACCUAACAUACAAAUCUAGGGUUCUCCAUACCCAGAUGAAUGGGAGAACUACUCCAUAGAGAAAGAAGCAAAAGCAGAAUCAGACGCGGAAUUCAUACUGUGAAGGAUGGAUUCCUGCUCCUGGACGUUGAUCGGCACUUCUCCAAGCUCAAAUUGGCCUCCAAUGGUGUUGAAGAUCAAGCUAGGGCACUUGGAGACUCUUGUUCGUCGCUUUCUCUCUCUAGGAAUCGCUCUGUCUCUCUAAAACUCGAAUCCCCUUCUGUUUUGGCUGAAAUCUGCUUAAAAGGGCAUCAGUGGCCAAAGCACGGUCGAGGGCACGGCCGUGCAUUGCCUCAGCCCGCCCGUGCUUUGGCUAGGGUUAAUUACACGGCCAUUGUGUUGGGAGAAACACGGCCGUGCUUUAGGGAGGACACGACCGUGCUUUGGGUGGACACGGCCGUGCUUUCAGCCCGUGUUUGCAGCUUGAAUUUGCCAAACUCAAUUAGCUCUCGGCAGUAAAAGCACGGCCACAGAACACGGUCGUGUUCUAUUUUAGGUGUGCCCGUGUUUUGGCUCCAGCUCGACGAAAUGACUUCCGAAUGCCCCGAAACUCGUGCUUAGCCUUUCCUUUGACGCCUGGGACCUGAAAUAUGACAAAAUAGCACAACCCGGCGUAAAAUAGGCCAAAAAUACACGACUAUGCCCCUCAAACGGAUAAGAACUAGGGGCGCAAAUAUGUGCAAUUACAUCGUUAUCAAACUCCCCCACACUUAACCGUUUGCUUGUCCCCAAGCAAACCUAACUCAAACCAAUGCAGCUCUCCAGAUCUCUAUAGCAACAAACAACCCAGAUCGUAGGUAGAGGACUUCCUAGAUCAUUUAGCAGCUUACGAGGUCAACCGACGCACAAGUUAUCUCACAGCUUCUUCGGCGAGAGCACUAGUAUCGAGUCGGCAUCAUGGCAAAUAGUGAACAGAGGACAAAUGAAUUGUGGAUGAAGAGAUUCUCAAAAACAAAGGAUCAUGGACUCA
Molecule: messenger RNA, 1294 nt
Organism: Linum trigynum
Lineage: Eukaryota; Viridiplantae; Streptophyta; Magnoliopsida; Malpighiales; Linaceae
Source: the annotation of a GenBank genome assembly